AUGACAAUCAAAGCAACAACUAUUACUACCACUACCUUAGUUGCUCAAAAUCCAACAGCAGCAUUAGAAAAAUUUAAAAAACCUGAUUCUUCAAAAGUUGUAAUACGAUUUAGAGCAAUAGGUAAUGCACCAAUACUAAAACAAUUAAAUUAUAAAAUAAAUGCUGCAAACAAGUUUCAAGCUGUGAUUAAAUUCUUAAGAAAAGAAUUAAAUUACAAGACUUCGGAUCCUUUGUUUGUAUAUAUAAAUAGUGCAUUUUCACCAGCUCCCGAUGAGAUUGUUGCGAAUUUAUUUAAGUGUUUUAGUACUGAUGGAAGACAGCUUAUAGUAAAUUAUUGUACAACUGCAGCAUGGGGUUAA
Molecule: messenger RNA, 360 nt
Organism: Entrophospora candida
Lineage: Eukaryota; Fungi; Glomeromycota; Glomeromycetes; Entrophosporales; Entrophosporaceae
Source: the annotation of a GenBank genome assembly